Messenger RNA from Bombus huntii, 2829 nucleotides. Its product is annotated as SET and MYND domain-containing protein 4-like. Gene Ontology annotation, molecular function: protein binding. The transcript is spliced from 11 exons. The record is from RefSeq and is a predicted model, not a curated record. Bases 281 to 2506 code for a protein of 741 amino acids. NCBI's taxonomy places the organism in Eukaryota, Metazoa, Arthropoda, Insecta, Hymenoptera, Apidae.
AUGCAUAUACAUUCUGUCAAAAUUGAUACAAAUGACAAUAUUCGCGAUUACAAUGUUGUCCUUAUAUACAUUGCAGUUAAUAUAAAGAAUAGAAAUUUAUAUGUAUAUAACGUAAAAAUAUGUUGUUUUUUCAAUGUAUAAAUUAUAAAUGAAUGAUAUAAUAUAUUGUUUAAUAUAACAUAAAUAAUAAAAGUGUAUGAAGUAUAUUAGCAUUUUAAAGAUUUGUGAAAAAUAAAAUAACCUAAAAUUCUGAUUUAAUAUCUUGUCCGAUGUAUUUAAAAUGGAAUGGCAAGAAGUAUUAGAAAUUCUUACACAUCAAUUAAAACCUGUUUUAAAGAAAAAGGUAAAACGUGAAGAUGAACUUAUGUCAAUUUUAUGGAAUGAUCAAAAUAUGAAGAAACUUGUGUAUUUAUGGUUGGAAGAUCAUUAUGACAGGAAAGAAUGUAAAUCUGUUUCCAAAGCACAAAUUUUCAAGAAAAUGGGUAAUAAAGAAUUUCAGGAAAAAAACUAUAUUAAAAGCAUAGAAUUAUACACAAAAUGUGCAUUGUAUGCUCCUGUAAAUAGUUGUGAAUUGGCAGUUGCAAUCGCAAAUAGAUCUGCUUCAUUAUUUUAUUUAAAUAGAUAUCAUAAGGAUUGCAUAAAAGAUAUUGAACUAGCAACUAAAUUAAAUUAUCCUAAAGAGUUGCAGUAUAAAUUGUAUUUACGCGCAGCACAGUGUUAUUUGAAAUUAGGCAAACAGCAAUUAGCUAAAGAAACACUUUCCAAGAUACAGAAAAUGGUUCAUGAUUCUGAUUAUAUUGCACCUUCUAUGAAAGGUAGUAUUGAAAAAAAGAUAAAUAAUAUAACAUUUGCUGAGUCAUUUCAACAAAAUAUUGUACAAAAUUUUGUACAAGAUAUUGAUGAUUUGUUAAAAUUAAAAUCCCACAUUACGUUUGAAGAAAAUACUAAUUUCCCUAAUGCAUCUGUAGCUAUAGAUAGAAUAUACAACCAGGAAUUAGGAAGACACGUAAUAGCAAAUAAAUCUAUUAAGAAAGGUGAUAUUCUUUUUCUGGAAAAACCUGUAAGUUUUGUGGUACUAAGUCAUGAUACAUAUAAUCGGUGUCCACAUUGUAAUUGCCAAAACGCAGACAUUCCUGUUCCGUGUACAACAUGUUUAAAUACCUUUUAUUGCAAUGAAUACUGUUCAACUAAAGCAUGGUCUUUGUAUCAUUGCUGGGAAUGUCCAGGAAAUCAAAUGAAACUUUGGGAAGAAAUAGGAAUAGGGCAUUUAGCCUUAAAAGUUUUAUUAACUUGUUCGACUAUGACAGAUGAAAUCAAAUUUAAUGAAAUACAAAAUUUAGUUACUAAUUUCGAUAAAUUAUCUAUGGAUGAGUUAACAGUAUAUGGAAUUACAGCUGUUAUGCUCACCAUAUAUUUAUUGAAGUAUACGAACUUCUUUCAAUCAAGUAAUCUUGAAGACUGUUUAAAGAAAAAAUUCCCAAAUAAUUCAUUGAACACUUCGUUUAAUAUUUUAACAACCAAUGACAAGCAACUUUAUGUAAGUUCUUUACUUUUACGAUAUAUUCUUCAACUUAUUAUUAAUGGACAUGCAAUUACAAAAUCAAAUACACUAUUAAGAAAAAAUGACUCUUCCAUGAAACAACAAGAUAUUAUAGCUACAGGAAUUUAUCCUUCUGCAAGUAUGAUGAACCAUUCGUGUGAUCCCAAUAUAAUUAACAUCUUUGUGGGUCAAUACCUUAUUGUCAGAGCUUCGAGAGACAUUGGUCAAAGUGAAGAAAUUUUCAACUGCUAUGGGCCACAUUAUAGACAUAUGACAACAGAAGAUAGACAAAAGAUUUUAAAAAGUCAUUACUGUUUUACUUGUAAGUGUAAAGCAUGCACUCUACCAAAAUUACAAUAUUUUACAGAAAGAUUUAAUGCUGCGAAAUGCCUGAAAUGUAAUGGUCCAGUAUGUAAUAUAAAAGAUUCUAUAUAUUGUUUGGAUUGUGGUGACAAAUCUCAAAUUUAUUCCCCAAAUAAAAUAAUACAAGCUAAAGAAAUUUUUGAAGCAGCCCAAGUUUCCGUUGAUUUAGGAAAAACGAAAGAAGCACUAAAUAAAUUAAAAAAAUGUUUACAUAUUAGAAGAACAGUGUUAUAUGAAUAUAAUGAAGAUAUUACAGAUACAUUAAUUCUUAUGGGAGAAAUAUAUAAAACAAUGGGACAAUGGAUAGAUAGUAUAACAUGUUUUGAAAACACACUUGCAACAGUGAGAGAAAAAUUCGGUUCCUCUAGUAUAGAACUUCUUAACCAAUUAAAUGAUCUUACAGAUAUAUGUCUUAUAUAUCUAGAAAAGAAACUAAAUACUAAUACAGACACAUAUAAAAAGAUACUACAGAAAACUCAAAAUUAUUUAAAUCAAUUAGAAGAAAUUACCAAUUUUAAUUAUGGAUCGUGGAAUAAAGUUUAUGAAGAAAUAAAACAAAAGCAAAAGAAAAUCGACUAUUAUAUGCAAAAUUUAAAUGAAUAAAUAAACAUAUUUUCUAAAAAUGUGUAUAUUUAUUAUUUCAUAUAUGUACUUCCUUUGUAUGUAUUAUAUAUAUAUAUAUAUAUAUAUAUAUAUAUAUAUAUAUAUAUAUAUAUGGAGAGAAAUUUAUCUUAUCCAAAACAAUGAAUACAUUCUAAUAAACCAUUUCACGAUGUGCGUAACGAGAUAAUUUAUUACAUAUAUUUACGAACAUCAGUGACAAAAAGAUAUAAAUAAAAUGUAACUUUACACAUAAGGUAAUAAACUAAGUGAAUUGUAAUAUCUGUAAACAAUUUUACUUUGAAUUAAUAUUCUUUCUUUCUUUC